AUGACAGUAGAGCCUGAACGAACGGUGAGAAACAGCGUAGUUAUGGAGAAAUCGCAAUGCUCUGGUCGCGGCGAGUUAGGCCGCGCCGUUGAGGGCGAAAACUCAAGUAGGACAAACGAAACGCUAAACAGAGGCCAAGUCGAGCGGACCGCGGAAACGCCGUCCUUACGCUCCUUGAGCCCUCCAGCGGGUUUAAAGGUCAGGAAGCGGGAUAAUGAACAAGUCGAGCCAGCAGCGAUGGAGCCGCUUCGAUGCUCCUUGAGACCGCCCGUGCUGGUCGAUUUAGUAACUAAUGGGUCGCUAAAGGUCAGUAAGGUCGUUGCCGAAGACGUGAGUGUAUCGGAAAAGGUGGCGGAAGUACCUUUCGUGUUAGUUGAGGGAAAGACCGGGAAAAGCUCGGGAAACUCUACUACAGGGAAAUCGAGUUAUAAGGAUGUAGCGCAUAUAGCGGUAGUCGAGAACAGGUUCUUUGUCACGAUUAAUAUCAACGGUACGAAUUACUCGGCUAUGGUUGAUUUGGGUGCACAAGUGACCGUCGUAAGCCCGGGGACAGCGAAUAGAUUCAAGUCGCGACUGAAAACUCCGACUACAGUAGUAAAGGGAGUCUCGGGCGAAGAACCAGGUGCGCUCGGAGAUCUGAAGUUGCACCUGGAGAUCGGCGGAAACUGCGGAGCUUUGACUGCAUGCGCGGUGGCGAGGUGCGCGCACGAUCUGAUACUCAGUGUUGACUUUUGGAACGAGUGGAUGGAAGAGUUUAGUAUUGAGAGACGCGAAUGGAGGCCGAAAGGCUCAAAAAGCUGGAUUCCGUUUGCGAGUAACGAGAAAGGAUCGGCGCACAUAUUUGCGGAAUGCGCGGGAUUGACUAAAUAUCGUGAAACGCAGCGAGAACAGGUGUUGCACAGUAUUGCGCUGAAGCCCGGAACCGCGCCGGCCGUAACGGACUUGAUCAAGCAUAUCAUAGACGUCAGUAACGCGCGGCCUAUCAAGACAUCUAUGAGGCGAAUGUCGCUUCCAAUCUUGAGCUUUGCGCAAGAGGAAACGAUGCAGAUAUGGCGCGCAGAAAUCAUAAGACCGUCGGAUUAUCAGUGGAGUAGCGCGCCGGUGAUUGUCAAGAAGGCAGUCGGAACGUAUCGAUUUUGCCUGGACCUUUGUCCGGUGAAUAAAGUAACUAAAAUCGAUGCAUGUCCGAUCCCUAAUCUCGAUUCGAUUUUGGAUCGGCUGCGCAGCGCGGUUUUUCUCUCAAAAAUCGACUUACGGUCAGCAUUUUGGCAGAUUCCGUUAAAGGAGAGUAGUAAGCAGUACACUGUAUUCGCGGUACUGGGAUCAGGACUGUGGGAAUUCGAGAGAAUACCGUUCGGUCGAGUGAAUGCCUCCGCAACGUUUAUGCAAUUAAUGGACGCUUUGUUUGGCCCGGAAUACUCACCGAAUGUAUUCUGGUAUAUGGAUGAUUCAUUAGUAGUGAGUACGAGUUUCGAAGAUCACAUGGCUUGGUUAGGUCGAGUGUUGCGUAGGUUAGUGGAGGUAGGCCUAGAGAUAAACUUGGGAAAGUCGGACUUCUUUUGCACCGAAGUCACACAUCUCGGCUACCGUUUAGACUGCGAGGGCCUACGCCCCGACCCGGAAAGAAUUCAGCCGAUCCUCGAUUACUCGGUGCCAAGGAACAUAGAGCAAUUGCGUCGAUUUUUGGGUAUGGUUGGGUGGUAUGCGCGAUUCAUCGAGAACGAAAGCGAUGCCAAAGUACCGCUCAUGAAAUUGAUCAAGAAGAAUCAACUAUGGAUGUGGGGCGAGCAGCAGGAGACGUUCGAGCGAUAG
Phymastichus coffea is the source of this 1812-nucleotide messenger RNA. RefSeq lists its product as uncharacterized. The record is from RefSeq and is a predicted model, not a curated record. The coding region runs from base 1 to 1812 and encodes 603 amino acids. The transcript has a single exon. NCBI's taxonomy places the organism in Eukaryota, Metazoa, Arthropoda, Insecta, Hymenoptera, Eulophidae.